AGACAUAUCAUCAUCCACGCCGCGAACGAUCCUCACAGGUACAUAUACGAUGCACCACAUCAUCCUCAACUUUGGACGGACCUGGGCGGCGGAGAUGAUUCGAAGGAGUGGACCUACCGCUGCUAUUUCCAUCCUCGCUGCCGGCUGCAGAAAGUGGGAUAGCGAUAUGUACGAAACCUUCGACGCCAUCGUACCUCCCAUGAUGAACCGGGUAGAGCGGCUGGAGCUAUGGGGGGAUUUCGAGAACCUCAGACACAUGUAUGCUCGGCUCAUGUCCACACCAGCUCCCGCUCUCCGGUCACUACGCCUUUCAAAUGCCCCGCACUGGCGCGCAGACGACGAGCUUGAUUUUAAUGGAUUAUUCGCGCGCCACACGCCUCUCCUUUCGACUCUCCGACUCGAUCGUGUCGCGUUUCCUGCAACAUCGUUCUACCUGUUUGAGAAUCUCAAGCACUUCGAGUUCUAUUCGGGAGCGAGUGACAUCGAUACACAUCCCUCUCCUGCCGAGCUUGUCACUGCGUUGGCGCACAUGCCGUUGUUGGAGACCCUGUCGAUCACAGGAUAUGUACUGUGUGAAUGGAGGGAGCACCGCAGCACAUUACUUUCGUCUCAGCAGUUCGCAACCAUAAAACUUCCCAACCUCCGUACUUUUACAAUGGAAGGCCACGACCAUGUUCGUGAUUACAUGCGUCGCCACAUUGAGUUUCCUGCCUCAUGUGUUGUUUCAGAGGAGCUGAUAUUGUAAUCCUGAUUAGUUGAUUGAGCUGUCUUAAC
Stereum hirsutum FP-91666 SS1 is the source of this 774-nucleotide messenger RNA. RefSeq lists its product as uncharacterized. The record is from RefSeq and is a predicted model, not a curated record. Bases 50 to 745 code for a protein of 231 amino acids. NCBI's taxonomy places the organism in Eukaryota, Fungi, Basidiomycota, Agaricomycetes, Russulales, Stereaceae. The transcript is spliced from 2 exons.